Molecule: messenger RNA, 243 nt
Organism: Aspergillus niger
Lineage: Eukaryota; Fungi; Ascomycota; Eurotiomycetes; Eurotiales; Aspergillaceae
Exons: 4
Coding region: 1-243 (80 amino acids)
Source: RefSeq, a predicted model, not a curated record
AUGGUGCCGAGGUGGUCGAGGGGUGCCGGGCCGGUGAAGGAUGGGUGGCUGAUGAGGCGCGUGCCGGUUCAGGGAGGUGAUGCGUUGGUGGAGAGGGAGGAAGGGGAGGUGAGUGAGGUAGGUGAUGGUGAUGGUGAUGAUGAUGAUGGUGAUGAUGAUGAUGGUGGUGGUGGUGAUGGGGCUUUGGAGAAUGAGAUUGCGAUUUUGAUAGAUCAUACUUCGGUACUUUCCAUUGCAAGCUAG